Messenger RNA from Ramularia collo-cygni, 1284 nucleotides. Its product is annotated as related to cytochrome P450 21. The record is from RefSeq and is a predicted model, not a curated record. Gene Ontology annotation, molecular function: heme binding; monooxygenase activity; oxidoreductase activity, acting on paired donors, with incorporation or reduction of molecular oxygen. The transcript has a single exon. NCBI's taxonomy places the organism in Eukaryota, Fungi, Ascomycota, Dothideomycetes, Mycosphaerellales, Mycosphaerellaceae. The coding region runs from base 1 to 1284 and encodes 427 amino acids.
AUGUGGGGCGCCGAUACCCUACUCAUGGUAUCUCCCCAGGCUCGACGAGAAGUCAUGUCGACACAGGCAUACUCCAAUUUCGAGAGGCCCUGGCCCGCCCGAAAACGGCUCCAGACAACCACGGGUAACGGACUACUCGUGGUUGAGGGUGAAGAGCACAAAUUCCAGAGAAAGGGACUGCUCCCAGCAUUUUCGACGCAACAAAUCCGGAGUCUGGCGCCGGUGAUGUGGGAGAAGUCUGCAGAGCUGAUCCGUGUACUCCGAGAGCAUGUCCAAAACAACCCGGAUGAGGAUGUGAUUAUUCAUAAUUGGGUAUCUCAUGCUGCUCUCGACAUCAUCGGGGUGGCUUCCUGGGGCACGGAUUUCUGCGCUGUCAGCCAGCCUCAGAGUAGGCUUGUCUCGAAAUAUCGUGCGGCGAUAAACCCUCACAAGGCAUCAUUGUUGGAUAUGCUGCUCUUGGCAACGCUUCCGCUGAGCGUGACGCUCUCCCUGCCCACUAAGCGAGCCAAGCAAAUUCGACAGGGCCAGCAAGAGAUGCGAAAAGCCGCCCGGCACGCCGUUCAAGAGCGGAAACAGAGUGGGCUUGAACACCGCAAAGACCUCCUCUCGGUGGCGAUGCGUAGCGGCGUCUUCACAGACGAGAAGCUUGUCGAGACCCUCCUUACUUUUGUCGCUGCCGGCCACGAAACUUCCGCUACCGCGGCCAUGUGGACGUGCUUUCAUCUCGCAUGCCAUCCAGACGUCCAGAGCCAGCUUCGCGAGCAAGUUCGAUCACAGCUUCCAUCGCCUACCGCCGCCGCCUCCGACGCCAAAAUCAACUGGGAUGAACUAGAAGCAAUCCCACUCCUACGUGCCGUAUCCCUCGAGGCGAUGCGCCUGAGCUCACCCGUCGCUGGCUUGCAAAGAGUAGCGAUCCGGGACACUUUCAUCGCCGGUCAGGUGAUUCCCAGGGGGACAAACUUGGUCGAUAAUUUCUGGGCCACAAGCCAGCUCUUCUGCGAUCGGCCCGAGGAGUUUUCACCAGAGCGGUGGUUGGGCGUGGAUGAGGACAAGAGGAGAAAUGGUGCGAUUGGGAAUUUCGAGUACUCGAUGUUUAGCCACGGCACCAGAGCGUGUAUCGGGCAAGGAUUUGCGAGGCUGGAGCAAUUGGCAUUGAUAGCGGCGCUGGUCGGGAGCUUCGAGCUGACGUGUGCUGAUCAUGCAAGGCCAGCGGUGAUACUGGGCGUUACUGCAGCUCCUGUAAAGCCCAUCAAGUUGCGUCUGCGACCUUUGAGCGGGUGGUAA